AUGAAGGGCCGCCCAGUCGAAGACUUGGUGCACGAACAGCUCUUCCCCAGGCCCAAAGCCAGCGAUCCGCAGAAUUUCCAGGCGUUUCUGCAGCGCAGUCUCAUCCCCGAAGUCCGCCAGGAGACGCAUGCCUUUUACGGACACCUCGAAACCCAGGAGGCCAAAUAUCCCGGCCUCGACUACACUCACCCAACCCAUAAAAUUCGCCUCUGCCGAUGGCCGUGCCACAGACGCCUCUUCCGAGCCUUUGACGUCCUGCGCCUUACCAAAGGUGAAAUCUGCCGCCUUACCAAAUGGGAGGGCACGAAGUGGGCAAAGGAAAAAUUCGAGACGGAACAGGGAGUCGCCAUUAGAGACACAACCGCGGACGAGGUAUCCGACUGGGCACCGCCGCCAGAGGUCGAGCUGCCCGAGACCUCGCGCACCACACUGGCCGGAUCCUCGCAGGAGCAAAUCGCCGCGUCGACCCGCAACCUCGGCGUGCUGGACCAUGAAGACGACGCCAAUCGGGAAGAUGAAAGUAAUGGCGAGUUUGAGAGCGUCGGCGUGCACCUGAACGAGCGGCUUCGUGACCGCGCAACCCGCCGCGAGGCCGGAGACACAUCCGUCGUCCUCGACGAAGAGUGGGAGCAGUGGUUCAAGAACGCCAUUGACUCGGGAGAGCUGGCCCUUCUCACCGAGCAAAUGACGGAGCACAUGAUGCGCAGAGCACCCACCACGUCCGCCAUUCCCGCCGCCCUCAUCCCGACACGCAUGCUCGCCGCUGCCCGACUCGGCCAAUGGUCUGAGAUCCCCGAAGUCCUGCACCCCAUUGUCCUCCGAACUAUUGAAGCCGAACUCUCUAGCCUCCGCGCGGAAUCUCGAAGAUCCCGCGCUAGUGCUGCAGAAACGGCACCUCGCUCCUCUCUCCCCCGAGCAAGUCGCGCGACAAUUCGUCUUCCGAAUACACAGAAUGCAUUCUAG
Messenger RNA from Metarhizium album ARSEF 1941, 963 nucleotides. RefSeq lists its product as uncharacterized. The transcript has a single exon. The record is from RefSeq and is a predicted model, not a curated record. NCBI's taxonomy places the organism in Eukaryota, Fungi, Ascomycota, Sordariomycetes, Hypocreales, Clavicipitaceae. The coding region runs from base 1 to 963 and encodes 320 amino acids.